GAGAGAUUGAGAUGGCCGUGGAUUCUGGUGAGUUUCUUGAGAGAGAGCUAGAUCUCUGUUUUCGGGAAUGUGUACGAUAGAUACUUUAGAGCGAUUUAUUUUACAAUAAGGAAAAGAAUGAAGUUGCCGUCUGUUGUUGGGUGUCUCCCCCAGCCAGGCUCGGGGUCGUCGGCUAGGAACUACUUGGCGCUGUUGGCACAGCAGAGCUUCCCCUCUUCUCCGUCACAACCUUCAACAUUCCCUAGAUCCAAUGCUUCAGUGGUACGAGGAGGCCAAAAGCAACAUUCUAGCUGUUGUUCACCAUCGUUCUCUCGGUUGAAUGGAAGUUGCAGUACACCGGUUGUGACGAGUCAUCAUCACAACAAGCUUCUACAACUUGGUGGUGAUCAUAUGGUGAUGAGUGGUUUUAGUUGUUUCUUGGAGCAGAGAAGGGGCUACUACUUUAGGAGAGCAAACUGGUUUCCAACACGUCGAAGACGGGUCUACGCGUGGAGGCGACAACUCAAGGCCUCCAGAAAUCUAAAACCCAGAUACGUCGAUUACGAACGUAACCAGAAGCAGGUGGAAAAUAGCACAGCGGCGGACUACCUCUACAUUAUGAGAUUUAAUGUAUCCGCUCGUUGUUCAUAUUUCGUUUUUUCUCCGGGUGAUGAACAAAGUGACUUUCAUUGGUAGUCUCAUGGUUCACACACACAGACACACUCACAGACACAACUAUGGCGCCGUUUACUAGGAAGGAAACUGUUUGAAAUUUUGUGGUCUUUAUCUAGAAGUAGAAAAGUUUUUCUUCAUUUGCGUUUUUCGAAAGCGAGAGGUGCGGGUGAGUCUAAAGCGGCUAGUGUGGGAGUGCGGAAGGCCCAUUAUGCAUAGGAACCUGCAAGACGGCAUCGAUUUCUUAGAAUCCUUGGCUCGACCCUACACGGACCCUGUAGUGGAAUGCCUCCGAAACGCACGCGACAACUUGGUCAACAUUCACAAAAAGGAUCCCGCCCGUCUCGUCAUUCAACGGUUCCAGUCACUGCGUGGGCGCUAUGUCAAGUCGCUGCGCUUUCAUUCCAAAGCAAAAGUACUUAUCAUCUUCGAUGUGCUGUUAACAUCUAAUCGAUGAGAUGCUGUGGAGUUAACAUCUAGGUAGAAGUUGCUUCUUCCGUCUUUGAUGAAGAAGAUGAAAUACAUCACAGAAGAUGUACAUGUAGUACUUCCUCUUCGAUAUAAAGAUAAAUUGUUAGGGAAAUCUUAGGCAGAUAGCCGAGUAGAUUCGUAUCAUCAUAAAGAUAAAUUGUUGAGAUUGCUAGUAUAGGUAAUAUGGCAAAUAUUUUCAUCUUCAUCUGGUAUGUGUCUUUCAAGAACCUCUCAGAUUGGUAUAGUCCGAUCACCCCGUAAUCACAUCAAAGUCGGAAUCCGGGAGAUGACGCUAGAGGAGUUUUUUCAAAAAGCCUACGUCAUUGGCAAAGUCCCGACCACCCUCACUACUGAUAUGCGUCUAGCACUGUAUGAAGGCCGUGUUGGGCCGGAGAUGCACCGGCAGUGGAGUCCCUACAUCACUAGUACCAGUCGAUGGCUGCACCGCAGACGACUGAAAUACCUAGAGAUGACGAAACAGCUAGAUCUCUACCGGCUACGGGAAGCGUGGGCAGAACGGUACGAGGGGAACUUGAGGCGGAAGUCAGUGGAGGCUCGCAGAGCACGCGAAAUCAUCUAGUGGAGAGCUUUUUCAACAGCAACAAGCUGCAUUCAGAUUUUCGAGAAUACGCUGUACACAUAUUAGGAAACUGCUGAAGAAGAUGGUACUGAUCGAUGUACUGACCAAUCUUGGUUGUUCUUUGAAGAUGAUUUGGGUUGAUUGCAACACUUGAUGCGCCUUCGAAAAAUAAUGAUCUUGGUUGAUGGAGAUAACGGUUUUCUUCCGCAAUUCAAACUUAGGGGUGUCAAGCGAAAAUGAUUAUGUUUAUGACACUGAGGCGUGGCUCCAUGUGCAGAAUUCGGAAGCUAUGCAAGGAGAGCAUAUGAUUAUACCGCUCUUUGCUGGUGACUCUUCUUUUGUGGUAUGGCGAUAUAAUAUCUACCGGUGGCUUGAUACAUAAAUG
This is a messenger RNA of Amoebophrya sp. A25, 2087 nucleotides long. Lineage: Eukaryota; Dinophyceae; Syndiniales; Amoebophryaceae. The record is from the annotation of a GenBank genome assembly.